Eucalyptus grandis is the source of this 1341-nucleotide messenger RNA. Its product is annotated as transport and Golgi organization protein 2 homolog. The transcript has 5 exons. Bases 307 to 1113 code for a protein of 268 amino acids. The record is from RefSeq and is a predicted model, not a curated record. NCBI's taxonomy places the organism in Eukaryota, Viridiplantae, Streptophyta, Magnoliopsida, Myrtales, Myrtaceae.
UCAAAUUUAGUGUAAAGUUGAUCCUGAAAAGGAGGGAUGCCUUUGGAACUAAUGAUUAUGCCGAAGCGAAAGGAGGAUAGCUAAGGCUACGACGGCUUUUUCUCGUGAAGGCCAGCGGCGGUGCUUGGAAAGUUAGAAGAAUUCCUUCUUGAAUACAUAUGAUCGCGUAAGGCCUCAGCACCCAUCAGAUACAGAAACGAAAUCCAACAGCGCAAUCUCAGUCAGCGGAAUCGAAAGCGACGGCCCAAGUUUUGUGAAGUUCAACCCCGCGACUUGUCGACGCCCGGAAGAGCGACGUCAAACACCAUGUGCAUCGCCCUGUUCCUAUGGCAGGCUCACCCUCUUUACCCAUUCUUCCUCCUGCACAACCGAGACGAAUACCACAGUCGACCGACGGAGCCAGUGGCGUGGUGGGACAAUGGCGAAAUCCUCGGAGGGAGAGAUGGUCUGGCCGGUGGGGCGUGGCUGGCUUGUUCGAGGGACGGCAAGAUUGCUUUCGUCACCAACGUCAGAGAAGUCGCCAAAGGCCCUCGCCUCAAGAGCAGAGGAGACUUGCCUGUUCGUUUCUUGGAGAGCAAGAUGAAUCCCACUGAGUUUGCAGAAGAGAUUGUGAGGGAGGCACAUCAGUAUAGCGGAUUUAACCUGAUACUAGUGGAUCUAUCUUCCAAAUCCAUGAUCUAUGUGACCAAUAGACCAAAAGAUGACAAGGUUCUCAUUUCAGAGGUUCCUCCUGGGAUCCACAUGCUAUCAAAUGCAAGUCUAGACACACCUUGGCCUAAGGCUGUUCUAUUGAGGAGCAAUUUUGAAAAGUUUGUGGAAAAAUACGGCACUGGUGAACUACCAGCGGAAGAUUUGGCCAAUAAACUGAUGACAGACACAACUAAGGCCGAUAAAGCAACGCUUCCCGGCAUUUAUUCCGUAGAAUUUGAGUAUUCACUCAGUUCAAUUUUUGUUGAGACAAAAACCAAGGAGGGAUGUUAUGGCACAAGGAGCAUAUCUGCUGUAUCAGUGAAGACAAGCGGGGAGGUUGCCUUUUACGAAAAAUACCUUGAGGGGGAAAGUUGGAAGGAGCACACGGUGAGUUAUAUGAUGGAGCGGAUGGGUACCAUCUGAAUGAUUUCUUCCCUUCGCUGUGCUGUGUCUGCAAUCUUCGUAAGUCAUUUUCUUGUCAAUACUCAUGAUGAAGCCUGAUACAGAGAAGUUAGAUUUAGCAACGAUGCACAAGAAGAUGUAAGCCCCACAUAAGCCCCACAACAAGGGCAAUGUUGUUCUAGGCAACUCGAACGAAUGAAUUGAAGUAAAAGAAAAGAAUCUGAUCUAGCUUUUCAAUCUUUAAAAGCA